AUGAAUCGGAAUCGUCCUGCUGAUCCGCCGCCUCUUCGUCCUCCUCCUCCUCAUCUUCCGGUAGGGGUGAGAUUCGAUCCGACCGGCAUCGAGAUGCUGCAUUACUUCCUCCGGCCCAAGGUGCACUGCCUGCCCAUCAACGAAGAGAGGAUAACGGAUCUGAACAUCUACCUCUUCCACCCCGACCAUCUCCCCAGUAAAGCAUCCACACCAUCAUCUCUUCUUCUUCUUCCUCCGCCUCCUCUCUUUCUAGGCGGUAUAAGUGGUCCUGCAUCUGUUCUUGAAUCGAAGCUGCCCGUUAACUUGGAGGGUCCGGACAGGCGGUACGCGUACUUCUUCGUGCGAAGGGAGCCGAGCGAGCAUAGGCAGAGGCGCCGACGCACGCCGCAUGGCUACUGGAACCAAGUGGGCUUAGAGGAGGCAGUCCGAGACGAGUCAUCGAACGUGAUCCUGGGAUUCAAGAGGAACUUUGUGUUCUUCGAGGGAACCAAAAAGACCCUUUGGGAGAUGGAUGAAUACCGCCUCAACCUGGAGAUACAGGGGAUGAGGAAUACCUUUGACCACAGGAGGAACAACUACGUCAUCUGUAAAGUGUCAACGGAGACUUCAGAGUCUUCUGGUGAUUUGUCAUUCGCUUCUGCAGAGGCUCAGUUAAUCGGCAGCGACGAAUCGGACAGCACCUUGGCGGGCAACAAAAGGAGACGCAACUGA
Molecule: messenger RNA, 711 nt
Organism: Musa acuminata AAA Group (dessert banana)
Lineage: Eukaryota; Viridiplantae; Streptophyta; Magnoliopsida; Zingiberales; Musaceae
Product: NAC domain-containing protein 71-like
Exons: 2
Coding region: 1-711 (236 amino acids)
Biological process (GO): system development; regulation of DNA-templated transcription
Molecular function (GO): DNA binding
Source: RefSeq, a predicted model, not a curated record